CCUGAAUUGGAAAGUUUUUGUCUCGUGGAAUCAGGAAGUCCUCCAGUGAAACGUUAGACCGUGUCCUGUGUCUACUUCUGUGGAGGAUUUAAAGCCGUGAAACGUGUCGUGAGGCCCUCAGGACUCCUCGAGCAAUGUGGAUGACUGCAGAGUCCACGCCUCCUCUUUGUGCUGGAUCUCUGCUCUGACUGCCUUUCACCAGUGACUCCAGGAGGAAUGUCCUCCUGGUUUGUAGGCCUUCCUCAGAACUCUGGAGACACUAACAGCAACAUGGAGCAGCAAAAAGGGCCGGGGGAAGAAAUGGGGGCCAAGGAAUCGCUGAUGAAGAGUCCGGUGCACUGCUCUCCGCUGGUUCCUUCUCUCACUCUGGAGAACAUCCAAGAAGCAUAUGAAGAAGGAGAGGAGGAGGCUGCCAGGGAGUUGAUCCAACAAGCCUGCUGCGUGGAGUGCAGUGGGGGGGUGCCCCACAUCGAUGGGGUUAGCCUCCUGUGUGUAGCCACUCAGCAUGAUGAUGUGCAGAGUGUGUGCUACCUCCUAAAAGAGGCCCGAGUCUCUGUGCCUGUACAGCCGACCAACAACAACCCAGCAAUCUUGGCAGCAUACUACGGCCACACGAGCUUAGUCAAAGAGCUGCUGGACUCCAUACCAGGUCCCUGUCUGCGUGCAGACUUAUUGAACUGGAUGCUGGCCACGUCCUGCCAGCAGGGUCACCUGGAUGUGGUCCAGCUGCUGGUCCAAGGCUACGGUGCUGAUGCCAGAGACUGUGCUAUCCACAGCAAUGAGUUUGCUGUCAUCACCGGGCUGCCGCUGUAUGCUGCUGCACGAGCAGAAAAUGAAGAGAUCGCUCAGUUCCUGCUGCAGAACGGUGCAGGAUUCUCCUCGUACACCCUGAUGGACCAUCCAGCCUUCAGCAAACAUCUCCUCCGACUCCGACUGCAGGAAACCACCAACCCAGAGGGAGAGCUGGCUGUCAGUGUGUGUUGGAGUGAUCUGCAGAUGCCCUGGCUGGAGCUGGACUGGUUCAUGGAUGUCUCCUCCAGUAUCACCCACCUGGAUCUGUCCUCCAACAGCCUGGCUGCUCUUCCCUCUGUGGUGCCCUGGGGUCUCCUCCACCUCCAGACUCUGGACCUUUCUAACAACCUGCUCAAAGAGCUGCCAGCGGCCCACAGCUCGCAGGAGGUCAUCUGCUCCAGUUUACGACAGGUCAAUCUCUCCCAGAACAAACUCACCGGAUUACCACCUGGACUUCUCCAUCUGACCCACAUCCAGAGUCUUUCUGCUGCCAAGAACCAGCUCACAGUACUAUUCGACGUCCCGCCAGCUACGAACUGGAUCGGUCUUCGUAAGCUGGUGGAGCUGGAUGUGUCUGAUAAUUGUCUGACCGCUCUGCCUGCUGCGGUCAUGCACUCCCUGAAGUCUCUGAGCAUCCUCAAUGUGUGCAAGAACAAACUGAGCAGCUUCCCCGACGCCUGGGCCUGUCCGCUGAAACAAUGUAAAGCCUUCUCCAACGUGAUCAAAAGUCUUCCAGACACCUUCUCCAUCUUCUGGAGGACUCAGCUGCAAGAGGUGGACUUCUCUGAGAACAGCCUGACGGAGCUGCCGUCACACAUCUUUGAACUGGAGGCGCUGGUCUCUCUGAGGUUAUGUGGGAACCAUAUUGCGACACUCCCAGCCCCCAGUAAAUGGAAAUGCUCUCAGCUCAGGACCCUCGACUUUUCCAGGAACCAGCUGGGCAAGACAGAAGAAGGGCCCAAAUCCAGGAGGCUGGCCUUCCUGACUACGUGGAACAAGAGGGACCCCGACCCAGUGAGUCCCAUAGAGUUUCCCAUGAUUCUGCGAGAGUCCCUGGAAGUGCUUUACUUGAAUGACAACCAGCUGGAGUGUGUCCCCCAAUCUGUGUGUGGUCUGCACAGCCUCACUGAGCUCUACCUCUCCAAUAAUCCUGGGAUCCGGGAGCUUCCAGCAGAGCUCGGUCAGCUCUCCAACCUGUGGCAGCUGGACAUUGAAGACCUCAACAUCACAAAUGUGCCCCAGGAUGUGAGAAAAGAAGGUCCCGGAUCUGUCCUAGCUUUCCUCCGGGCGCAGCUUCGAAAAGCAGAACCUUUCAGACUGCUGAAGAUGCUUGUGAUUGGCCCGCCCAGGCAAGGGAAGACCACCCUGCUGGAGGCUCUGCAGUUUGGCAGGACCUCCCCCUUCACCCCCGCAGACUGCAGCAUCUCUACCUUUACAUGGGAGCUGGACAAGCCCAACGGAGGGAAGAGCAGUUUUCUUCAGAGUUCACUCAGCUCUGGUUUGACCCCGCAGAAGGACUCGGUGGCGUUUAACGUCUGGGACAUCGGAGGUCAGGCCAGCAUGUCCACAGUAAACCAGUGUUUCUUCACUGAUAAGGCCUUGUACCUGGUGGUCUGGAACCUGGCUUUGGGAGAGGAGGCUGUGGCCAACCUGCAGACAUGGCUGCUCAACAUAGAGGCACGAGCACCCAACUCUGCCGUGCUGGUAGUGGGAACUCAUUUAGACCUCAUUGACACCAAGUUUCGCACGGAGAGACUGGCCACGCUGAGGGCGUACAUUCUGGCUCUCUGUCGGUCUCCAUCAGGGGCGCGGGCCUCAGGCUUCCCUGACAUCACCUGGAAACACCUGCAUGAAGUGUCCUGUAAGACCCAGGAGGGCUUGAAUGGGCUGAAGAAGCUGAUCCAGAAGGUGGCUCUGACCAUGAAGGACAGCGGCAGCACGGUGGGGGGCAACAGACUGCUGGGCAGACUGAUCCCCAGGAGCUACCUGACCCUCCAGGAGGCCGUGAUCGCAGAGAAAAAGAGGCGAGAGGGGGAAGGAGAGGUCCAGUACCUGACCGACACCCAGCUGGACUGCAUCAUUGAACAAAACCCAGGAAGUGACAUCCGAGACUACGAGGACUUGAAGACUGCCCUCAGCUUCUUGAUAGAAACAGGGACUCUGCUGCACUUCCCGGACACCAGCCAUGGCCUGUGCACCCUCUACUUCCUGUGUCCUGUGUGGCUGUCAGAGUGCCUGGAGAGGAUCCUGCACCUCAAGUCCUCCCGCUCUGUCGCCAGGAACGGAGUGAUCCGAGCUGAAGACCUCAGGAUGCUGUUGGUAGGAACAGGCUUCACCCAGCAGACGGAGGAACAGUAUUUCCAGUUUCUUGCCAAGUUUGAGAUCGCUCUGCCGGUGGCCAACAACAGUUACCUGCUGCCCCACCUCCUCCCCCCAAAACCAGCCAUGGACAUCCACAGCUUCCGACAGCAGACCAACAACACCCUGCAGCGCCUCAUCAGGAUGAGCUUUGUUCCUGCUGGAUUUUGGGAGCGCUUCAUUGCCAGGAUGCUCAUGAGCCUCACAGAGAUGGACCUGCAGUCAUUCGAACCAAAGAGGAACACCAGGUGUAAGAGCAGCAGGAACUCUGUGAUCCAUAGUUUUGCUGGAAACCAGCAGAGGAACCGCUGCAGCACCUUCAGAGUCCGACGCAGCAAGACCAUCUACUGGAAGGAGGGGCUGAUGGUCACCUUUGAUGGAGGUUACCUCAGUGUGGAUUCUUCAGAUGUCAACUGGAAGAGGAAAAAGAGUGGAGGCAUAAAGAUCGUCUGCCAAUCAGAGACCAGAGAUUUCUCUGCCAUGGCGUUCAUCACUGAUCACGUCAACUCCCUGAUGGAGCAGUGGUUCCCCGCUCUGACAGCCAGCGAGAGUGAUGGGAGUCUCCUCAUAGAGCAGUACGCAGCCUGUCCCCUCUGUGCCUCACUGGGCCAACAGCAGCAGGGCGAGCAGGGUGAGCGUCCAGUCCGCUGGCCCCAUGAAGACAGAGAGAGAGGAGGACAUGAAGGAGGAGACAGAGACGGAAGCACAGAGGUUCAUUACUUUAACAUGGAGGACUGUGUGCUAGCUGCAGUGGACAAGGAGCACAUCAUCUGUCCUCAGCACCCUGAGCAGCCGGUCCCUCUGCAGGAGCUGGUCCCUGAACUCUUCAUGACAGACUUUCCUUCACGGCUCUUUCUGGAGAGGGAAGACCUUGAGUACUGUGAGGAAGAGAACAACAUCAUCGGUCAAGGAGGCAGCGGGACGGUCAUCUACAGAGCUCGAUAUCGUGAUCAGCCCGUGGCCGUCAAACGCUUCCACUUCAAGAAGUGUCGACAGCAGACCAUCACCAGUGACACGGACACCAUGAUGAAACACCUGCAGUCUGCUGAUACCUGGAGAAGCUUCUCGGAGUUUCGACAGGAGGCCAGCAUGUUGCACUCUCUACAGCAUCCCUGCAUCGUGGCUCUGGUGGGCAUCAGCAUCCACCCACUGUGCUUCGCCCUGCAGCUCGCCCCUCUGGGAAGCCUCAACACUGUGCUGGAGGAGAAGCAAAAAAGCAAAGGCUCCAGGUACAUGCCUCUUGGUCACAUGCUAACCUUCAGAGUAGCCUAUCAGAUCGCAGCAGGACUGGCGUACCUUCACAGGAAGAGGAUCAUCUUCUGUGACCUUAAAUCUGACAACAUCCUGGUGUGGUCGCUGGAGGUGAGGGAUCAGAUCAACAUCAAACUGUCUGACUACGGCAUUUCUCGACAGUCCUUCCAUGAGGGGGCGCUGGGGGUCGAGGGCACACCGGGGUACCAGGCUCCUGAGAUCAGACCCGGCAUUGUGUAUGACGCCAAGGUGGACAUGUUCUCCUAUGGCAUGGUGCUGUACGAGCUGCUGUCUGGUCAGAGGCCAGCUCUGGGACACCACCAGCUCCAGAUCGCUAAAAAACUCUCCAAAGGCAUCCGUCCUGUGCUGGGCAGUCCAGAGGAGGUUCAGUUCUACUGCCUGCAGAGCAUGCUGACUGAAUGCUGGGACACCAAGCCUGAGAAGAGGCCAGUGGCAGCACAGUGUCUGAGGCAGAUGCAGGAGCCCAGCUUUCCGUGCCUCCGGUUUAUUCUGUCCUGUGACAGCCACGCACAGCUCUUCCUGUCCCAGCUGCAGGGAUACAGCGCUGUGUUCUGGAGCGGAGACAAGGACGAGCGGAACUACAGUGUGGUGAACAUUGAAAAGGGCCAGGUGGAGGUGAAGAGGAUGUCGUGUCAAGGCAGCAAGAUCAGCUGUCAGAUGAAGAUGGGGAACACUCUGUGGAUGGCCACUGAGGAGCAGGAUGUCUUCAUCUACAGCCUGAAGGACAUGUGUCCUCUCAGUCAACCCCAGAGACAGCUCUCCUGUCCAGCCAUCAUCACCUGCCUGUUCCCGGUUCCAGCCAGAGAGCAGAGCCUGGCCCAAGUGUUUGCGGGGAUGUCGGAUGGUCUUGUGGCUGUGUACAGCUUAGUGGAGGACCUUCCUCUGGAUGGGGAGACGUACCUGUGUUCACACACCCUCAACAAGACUGUGUUUGGUCUGAAUGACUCAGAUCCCCGGCAGAGACUCUACCCGGUCAGGAGCAUGGCUCUGGUGGGCAGCGGCUCCCAGAUAUGGUUCUCCAACGGUCCGGGUGUGCUGGUCAUUGACUGUCAGAGUCUUCAGGCAGUUCAAAGAGUGGAGACCUACGGCCCCUUGUCCUCCAUUGUAUCCAUGACCACCAGCUUCAGCCUGUGGGGGGAGGAGGCGGUCUGGACUCUGGAUGACCACACCAACACCCUGCUGCUGUACCACGCCGCAUCCUACCAGCUUUGUGCCAAGUACUGUUGUGGAGACAGCCAUCCUCUUCGGGACAUCUUCAGUGUGACGCGUCCAACAGCGGUGUCAACCCCUGACCUGGAGACCACAGAGCAAAAGGAGCAGCAGGACUGGACUAACGGAGAGGUUACUCUGAUCUACAGCGAGGAGGCGGGCACUCAGAUCAUCCAGCAUCAGGACUCGCUCACAGACUACUGUUCCAUUUCAUCCAGCUGCUCCACGGAGCUGCCGAGGUCGGACAGUACGAGCUCAGCAGGCCUGGGUUGGGUCGCCAGCAGUGUUUUGCAACCGCUUACAGACCAGGAGGAGCCAAGCAGGGACCAGGACCAGGACCAGGACCAGCAGGCAUCCACCUGUCCUGUGUGGGACUCUGUAGAAACCUUGACCCCCACACCACCAAACCUUCAGGCGUUCACUGUGCUGUCAGUGAACGGUACUCUGUGGAUCCCAAGGCGUGGAGGAGAUGUCAUGGUCAUUGAGAUGCAGACACACGCUGGUCAGCUGAAGGGGCGUGUUGUUGCCGUCCUUAGUCCUCCUGGAUGCCAGUCUUUAGGGAUCCUGGAGGAGGCAGCACUAGUAGCAAAGGACACAGUUGUGUGUGGCUUUCAUAAGGAAAACAUGGAGUGGUGCCUGUGUGUCUGGAGGGGCUGGGGCAACCACGAGCUGGAAGUCUUCUUCCAGUCCUACGAGGAGCUGGGCCGCUUGGAGACCAGCAUGAGGAAAAGAAGGUAGCUGUUGUGCUGCAGCUUCUGACUGCAGAAUCACAGCUCUGUAUGGAGGGCGAGCGAAGGGAACACGCAGCCACAGACUGCCAGUGUUCAGAGCGGGGGGGACGGCCCAGCGCUGACAUCAGGUCAACGUAAGAGGAGGGGGAGGCCUGAGCCUCCAGCUGUGCACAGCUGUUUGUCCCUCACCACAUACUUCAGUAACAAACAGAAUUGAACACACAUAUAAAGAGAGGAGAAGCCUGAAUGUUGAGUCACAGCUGGAAGAGUCCUGAAGUAAACUAUCUACUUCUGCUGAGAGGUUUUUAAAGAUGUCUGAUGUUUGAUCAUUUUGGUGCUGUAUGCAUUAUCUGGUCCCUGUCAGAGGUUGGUUAUGACGGGGAUUCACAUGCUCCAGAUGUAGGAGACUAUUUGUGUCUGACUCCAGCUGCUGCCUCUCACAGUUUAUUCUUUGUCUCUUCUGUUUCCCUUUAUUUGACUCUUGAGCUCUGCAGCUCUCUGGACGGAGACAUUCUUGAGGGACGAGUAAUGACUGUUUUUAAAUGGACUGGACUGAAGCUGGUAAUGCAAGGGAAACAGCUGAGAUUGGCACAUGGCAGUGUCAGCGACUCUUUCACACACUCCAUCUCUUUUCCUGUAUAUUUUUGAAUCUGCAUGCAGGCUGCUGCUCCCUCUGUUUCCAGAGAAGCCUGGAAGCACCAAACCAACAUCUGUGUCCUGUGAAACAUUACACAACAGAUCUUUCUGUAACCCAAUCCUGCUGCUUUUGGCAGAUAAAAGCCACCAAACCUGCUCCUGGAGGUAAAAAAUCUCUGUUGAUUAGUAAAGUCGUUUUCAUGGUCACUGCUCAGGCCUCCCCUUCACAGGGUUCAUGCUGCUUUCACAUGCACGGUGGACCUGCAGGAAAGAAGCAGCCAGCUUUGCACAGACCCAGGAGCUGAAACAUGAGGGACCACAUGGUUGGACAGUGGUUCAUUAGUCCUCUUCAUUAAAACAACAUGUGCUCAGCUGCUUCCUGUUAGGUUGUCUGCUCAGGGAGUGUUCACAGCCCACACUGGUUGAACGUUAUUUAAAACUGAACUCCGGGAAUUGUAUUAUUUAAGAGGGAUCAGGCUCUCUGCAAGAAAGGGAAGCAAACAGAUUUUAAAAAGAGGACACAUGAACACGAGGAAUGAGAUGCUGAAUCACGUGACCAGUGCUCAUACUCACUCGUCUCCCAUUCCCCUUGGUUUUACAUCGUUCAAUCAUUUUAUCUUUACUCAUUGUUUUUUUUAAUAAGUCUGCACUUUUGCACUCCUACAGGUGCCAGUAAUGAACUGUAUAUUGUCAAUAAAGACUUGUGGUUGUGCAGAGGUUAUUUAUUUAAGAGAAUGUAUAAUGAUUGUGUUGUUGUGUACAUAAACACUGUACGAUAUGAUACUGAAUAAAGUUCUUAUUAUAA
Messenger RNA from Notolabrus celidotus (New Zealand spotty), 7803 nucleotides. RefSeq names its product leucine-rich repeat kinase 1 (gene lrrk1). Gene Ontology annotation, molecular function: ATP binding; protein binding; protein kinase activity. The coding region runs from base 217 to 6369 and encodes 2050 amino acids. The record is from RefSeq and is a predicted model, not a curated record. Gene Ontology annotation, biological process: protein phosphorylation. The transcript is spliced from 38 exons. Lineage: Eukaryota; Metazoa; Chordata; Actinopteri; Labriformes; Labridae.